This is a messenger RNA of Trichomycterus rosablanca, 4087 nucleotides long. RefSeq names its product sphingosine-1-phosphate lyase 1 (gene sgpl1). Bases 50 to 1768 code for a protein of 572 amino acids. The record is from RefSeq and is a predicted model, not a curated record. Gene Ontology annotation, molecular function: pyridoxal phosphate binding; sphinganine-1-phosphate aldolase activity. The transcript is spliced from 14 exons. Gene Ontology annotation, biological process: sphingolipid catabolic process; carboxylic acid metabolic process. Gene Ontology annotation, cellular component: endoplasmic reticulum. NCBI's taxonomy places the organism in Eukaryota, Metazoa, Chordata, Actinopteri, Siluriformes, Trichomycteridae.
UAAGACCUGGUGACACUUGUUUUCUGCUUGGCUGCUAUUAAAGUACAGCAUGGACUACAUGGAGGCCUUGGAGGUGUAUAAGGAGAUGCUGCUGCUGUACUGUGAGGAGGCCAAACGUUAUAUCAACACACAGUGUGCUGAUCUGGAGCCAUGGCAGAUCAUCUCGCUUUCAGUGCUGUUAACACUCUCGGCCAUCUGGCUCAAGAGAUUCCUCUUUCAGAAAGAAAGUCUGACAUCACGAAUCAAGAAGCAAUGCUUCCGACUCAUCAGAAAAAUCCCGUAUAUCCGCACAUCAAUCCAGAAACAGCUGAACAAGGCACUGGAUGACAUGUCAAUGAGUGUGUGCACCCUGAAGGAGGGGAUGAGUUACACCAAGCUCCUGCCGACACAAGGCCUCACGCAGAAACAAGUCCUGGACAGCAUCAGACAGUACCAAACACUGAAUGAAGUACAAUGGGUCAAGGGCAAAUGUUCAGGAGCUGUUUACUGGGGGGAUGAAAAGCUCACUGAACUCCUUGUGAAGGUAUAUGGUGAGUUUGCUUGGAGUAAUCCACUCCACCCAGACAUUUUUCCCGGAGUAAGAAAGAUGGAAGCAGAGGUGGUACGGAUGACGUGUUCACUUUUCAGUGGCGGGCCAGAGUCUUGUGGCACGGUUACAUCUGGUGGAACUGAAAGCAUUUUGAUGGCUUGUAAAGCAUACAGGGAUCUGGCUUAUGAGCGAGGAAUCAAAGAUCCAGAAAUAAUUGCUCCAGUGAGUGCCCAUGCAGCAUUUGACAAAGCGGCACAUUACUUUGGAAUGAAACUUAUUCAUGUACCUGUGGAUAAGAAGACCAUGAAAGUUGAUGUGAAGGCCAUGAAGAAAGCUAUUUCUAAGAACACAGCCAUGCUAGUGUGCUCUGCUCCUCAAUUCCCCCAUGGCAUCAUUGACCCCAUUGUAGAAGUGGGGAAGUUGGCAGAGAAGUACAACAUCCCCUUCCACGUGGACGCCUGCUUGGGUGGGUUCCUCAUAGUGUUCAUGAAAAAGGCCGGAUUUAAACUGGAGCCAUUUGACUUCCGAGUCAAGAGCGUCACCAGCAUUUCAGCAGACACACAUAAGUAUGGCUAUGCCCCCAAAGGUUCGUCAGUGGUGCUGUACAGAGACAAGAAAUAUCGCCAUUAUCAGUACUUUGUGGCCCCUGAUUGGCAGGGAGGAAUUUACGCAUCUCCUUCAAUAGCUGGUUCUCGGCCUGGUGGCAUCAUCGCUGCCUGCUGGGCCACGAUGAUGCACAUGGGAGAGAAUGGCUACGUAGAGGCCACCAGGAAGGUUGUUCAGACUGCUCGCACUAUAUCAGCAGGCAUUCGUAAAGUGAAGGGAGUGUUUGUAUUUGGAAACCCUGAGGUGUCGGUGGUGGCCAUUGGUUCUGACAUCUUUGAUGUCUUUCGUUUAUCCAAUGCACUAACAGCAAAGGGCUGGAAUCUCAACACUCUACAGUUCCCUUCUAGUAUCCAUAUUUGUGUGACGAUGUUGCACACACAGCCUGGCGUCGCGGAGCAGUUUAUUAAAGAUGUAAAGGAAGAAGUAGCAAUUAUCAUGAAGAAUCCAAAGGAGAGGACUACAGGAAUGGGAGCAAUCUACGGCAUGGCACAAUCCAUCCCAGACCGGUCAAUGGUGACCGAGAUAUCUUGCGGCUUUCUGGACUGCCUCUAUAGCACUGAUGUCCACAAGGUUCAGAAGAACCACCACACCAGCAAGAAGAACCACAUGAAUGGGAACUCUGAAAAGCACUGAGUCUAGAGCGUGGCUGCUAGUCUGCAUCUGUUUAGUAGGUUGUUUAUCUCGUUUGUUUUAGAUUAUAUACAAAUUUUCCUGUCCACCAUUUCAAUCACUCAUUUACUUGUUGAAGCAUAAGCCAUAUUGGCCCAUAUUGUGGUUUGGGCAGAUUUAAAAAUAAUUCAUUACAGAUUUUUGACAGUUUACAGACGGUUUAGUGAAUAUUAGUUUUAAAACUGUGGCUAUGUCUACAAUUUCUUUGGCUUCGGUUUACUCACAUUUCAGCUUUUAUGUCUGACAUUAAUUACAAACACAUUUCUUGCAGUCCAUAAAAUGAAAAGCUCAUAAUGUGUGUCAUGUAAAACCCUUGUAACAGACUGGAAUCAAGUUCUGAGAGUUUUUUGAUAUAGAGUCUAACCUGGAGCUUUGUGCUGGUACUGAUCAUGAACAGAUAAGCACCACCUCGCAUAAAAAUGGACCAAUUAACGUUUUCUUUUAUAAAAUACUUUAACAUCAUACAGUUAACUAGUAAAUCUUUAACUGCUACUCAGGUUUAUCUGUAAAUUCACUCAACAUAGUUGAUUGUAUUUUUUAAAUUAAACUAGGGGUUUAAACCAUGGGGAUCUUUGUAAGAACUGAGGAGUGGUUAGUAUUUAUUCAAUUAUUACUGUUUGUUUAGUUUAUGGCCCUCAGCAUCUUUGUUUCAUCAACACCUUUACUAUGCUAAUUAACAGAUGUCAUGUGACUAUGUAACUAAAAAAUACUUUUUGUACUAAAAACAUUUAUAAAAGUCUCAAAGAGACUAAAAACCCUAACCAUCAAUAAAUGUAUCUGUUGAAAUAAAAAUCAGAUACAUUUUAUAAUGACAGAAAAUCCUGGAACAGCACAAAAUGCAUAAAAACAUGCACUGUUUAGACUUAUGUCUGAAAACUUACUCAUGUCAUGCCAUUUCCAGAGAGUCACGUAAGAUUUGCCUCUCAGAUCUUUAUCUCAAAAAAUGGUUUUCAUAAACUGAAGACGGUAAUAAACAGGACCUGUAUUGUAUCGUCUAGGGACUGUGUGUCACUUAACAAAUCCCACUGUAAUGCAUGGCAGUAGUAACCACUCUCUCCAGUACUGAUAUUACCUCCAUAGACAAUCACUAUUGGGAAAGAGGUUCCUUAAGGGCUCUUCUACUACUACUUGAAGAUAUUUUGCAUCUGAAAAUGGAUACACCUUUUUUCUGUUGUCCCAGGGAUGUUCUGACUCAGCUCUGAAGUGCACUCACAUAAUUAAACUUGGUAUGGAAAGUUUGAUACCAAUCCAGAGUUUUAGGCCAGUAUAUGGAGGACAUUCCUAAUUGUUGUGUUGUAGUUAAACCUUAGACUCAUCUUUAGUUUUCAAAAAGAAUCAUGUACUAGAUUUCUAAUUUAAACAUUAACAAACAUGAAUUCCUUGUAGUUCUAAAACAAUUCCUGUCUGCAUUUUUUGGCUACCUCACAUUUGUUCCAACUGCUCCACACUGAAUAUUUAUUGGCCUUUUUAUUUAAAUUUUUAACCCUUGGAACUCUAAUAUUAAUAGUUGAGUUUUUGUCCAGGACAAAUCAUGGCAGAGUUAAAUUGUUUGCAAAGAUGAUUUACAGAUGUUACCUAAUUCUUGACGUUUAUUAUAAAAAGAUGUUUGGUCUAGUAAAUGAUUACCUUAUUAAUACCUGUGAGCUCUACAAGAGGAAACCAGCUCAUAUCAAAAAGGGAUUUAUUGAGAUAAAGCAAUCACGGUACCACUGAAUUGUAACUGCAGACCUCAUCAGCUAUUUCAUUCUUAUAAUAUAUGUUCAUAAUGUGUGUGACCACUGUGUGUGUUUUUUACAUUAUACAUCACUAAUAUAAGUCUGUUAUUUCAAUAAUGUAAUCGGUUUUAACUGUACUUAUUUGUUUUUAAAUGUUAUUACAGGGCUAUUACUGUGUGAGCAUUACAUCUUUCUUAUUAUACCUUUGAAAUAGAAUAAUCAUAAUUAACAUUUGCCUCAGAAUAAACUGUUGAUGUGAAAAGCAUCCGUUUCUGUACUAGCCAGAAUGUCUUUGCAUUUUUUCAUUAUUAGUAUUUUAUUUAAAUUAAAUCAAUACUUUGUCAUUAACAAUUCCAAUUCAACAGGACUGUCAAUACUGUAUGACUACCUAAAAGUGAGGCACCUUAAUUUCUAACACGUCAUGACUGUAUUAGUUUUGUGUUUUCUUACCUUUACACCUCCUGGAGGGCUCAAGAAAAGGACUUGCCAUAACAUACCCUUAAACACUUUCAAUACUAAACUGUAUGACAUUUUUUGUAAACAAUCAAUAAAGUAUUUUUGAAGAUCA